Etheostoma spectabile (orangethroat darter) is the source of this 1114-nucleotide messenger RNA. RefSeq lists its product as uncharacterized. The transcript has 3 exons. Lineage: Eukaryota; Metazoa; Chordata; Actinopteri; Perciformes; Percidae. Bases 167 to 1114 code for a protein of 315 amino acids. The record is from RefSeq and is a predicted model, not a curated record.
GACAGCUGAUCUCUAAAUGAAAAUAUGGGUUCAUAAGUGUUUUAAAUUAUUUAGAAUCUAUUUACAAAUAACAUUAACAAUUUAAUUGUUUUUACAGAUUGUAUUAAAAGACUCUCGUCCUGUAACACUGUCACAGAGUAGUUGUUCUUGUGUUGCUGGGACAGCAAUGUGCAACCACAUUGUUGCACUACUCUACCAAACAGCCCACUACUCACAGCUUGGCAUCAGUGCAGUUCCUCCAGUUCACAGCUGUACUGAAACGGAGCAGAGCUGGCAUAAACCUAGAACAAUGGGAGUCAAGCCAGGUCCUGUCAAUAAAAUGGUGGUUUUGUCUGCAAGACCCAAAGAGAGGAAGCUUGCUGAGGGUUUAAGGAGUACCCUUUACAAGGGUGUCACCAGUGAGCUGCCUGACCUCUCAGUCCUCCAAGUAGCAGAGGCAUAUAAGGACUACGCCAGUGCUGUAGCUCCUCCAGUCACCACUAUCAGGAUGUCACAUGAGGAUUCUUUGGUGGAUUCUGCCUUUGGUAAAGUUCAGUAUGGAAGUGUGCUGUCAUACCAGCAGCCAGCUGCAACAACAUGCAACAUUACUCACCAUCAAGAUGCCCCACCACCGCCACCUCUGCCACUAGUUGGUUACAGCCUUGACACAUCUGUUUGCUUGUUUGUCCAUAGCAAACAUGGACAACCACACAUGACGUCACUGGCAGUAACCUUAGAUAUGGCUCACAAAAUAGAGCAUGCCACCAAAGAACAGAGUGCAUCACAUGCUUGGCACUCGGUCCGAAAACCCCGGGUAACAGCGUCACGUUUUAGGGAGGUUUGUCAUGUGCGUGGACAGAGCUCGGCUGAACAUCUGGCUGAAAGAAUCUACAAAGGAACUCGCCAGACAGCAGAUAUGAAGAGAGGGCUUGAAAUGGAAUCUGCUGCAAUUGAGGAAUACUGCCUGCUGCGAGAGGUGAACUACCACACUUGUGGGUUCUUAAUUCACCCCGAUGCACCUUGGCUGGGGGCCUCUCCUGAUGGGAUUAUUUUUGACCUAAAGAGCACCAUGUUUUGGACUUUUGGAGAUAAAAUGUCCCAAUGUCAAAAGUUACGUGGACUGUCCUUACCUUAA